Messenger RNA from Fundulus heteroclitus (mummichog), 2185 nucleotides. RefSeq names its product protein tyrosine phosphatase 4A2b (gene ptp4a2b). Gene Ontology annotation, molecular function: protein tyrosine phosphatase activity. The transcript has 7 exons. Bases 466 to 987 code for a protein of 173 amino acids. Gene Ontology annotation, biological process: protein dephosphorylation. Gene Ontology annotation, cellular component: nucleus. NCBI's taxonomy places the organism in Eukaryota, Metazoa, Chordata, Actinopteri, Cyprinodontiformes, Fundulidae. The record is from RefSeq and is a predicted model, not a curated record.
UACGGUCAACAAACGCCUCGUGAAGCGCCUCCCCCCCGGCAGAGCCCGACUUCCAACGAGAAUUCAGGGUGCAACAUUGAAGAGGAACAAAAAGGCGACCUGACAACGGUGUCUGCACUCCCUCCACUUUCUCCGGGGUAGUUACGGGAUUUCAAUGUUCAGCCUGAUCCUUGCUUUCUGUGUCGACUUCAGCCGUACCUAUAUGGCGUGUGUGACCGGAGAAUUCUGCCAGGCACAGCACCUCACCUCAGCGGAGAAGUGAAUCGGCCGCCCCCCGAGGGACUACGCUACCCAGAAGCCCCCCUGACUGCCAGCACAUUAGGAACUGCUGACUCUUCCAAAAGGCCCCCCCUCUGGGAUAUUGCGUAGUCCUUGGCCUGACUGCCCCGCCCUAUCCCAACCAAUACGAAAAAGAUUUGCUUUCCACUUUCUCCUUGAACAGCCAAUCACAAACAGCUCUCCUGAAUGGGCCGUCUCGCCAACAUGAACCGCCCCGCUGCAGUCGAGAUUAAACAUGAGGCCAUGAGGUUCCUUAUCACCCACAAUCCCACCAAUGCUACGCUCAACAAGUUUACUGAGGAACUGAAAAAGUUCGAGGUGGACACGCUGGUGAGAGUUUGUGACGCCACCUACGAUAAGGCUCCAGUGGAAAAAGAGGGCAUCCAAGUCUUGGACUGGCCCUUCGACGAUGGCGCCCCUCCUCCAACGCAGAUCGUGGACGACUGGCUCAAGCUGCUUAAUACAAAGUUCCGAGAGCAACCUGGCUGCUGCGUCGCUGUGCACUGUGUGGCAGGCCUGGGCAGAGCUCCCGUCUUGGUGGCCUUAGCCCUCAUUGAGGGAGGAAUGAAGUAUGAAGAUGCCGUGCAGUUCAUAAGGCAGAAGAGACGUGGAGCCUUCAACUCCAAACAGCUUCUUUACCUCGAGAAAUACAGACCCAAGAUGCGUCUGCGGUUCAAAGAUAACGGCCACAACUGCUGCGUGCAGUAGGCCGCCUGUCUGUGCAUCCGCUUUUAAUGCACAUAGAGUUCGGAAUCUUCCAAGAAAGAGGAGAUUUUAACAAAACUAAACAAAAAAAAAGAAAAAAAAAAGAAUGCUAUCAGUAAUUGUUGUGAUGAUUUGUAAACACUGAGUCAUGGUUAAUUGAUCUGAGAGAAAUCGAACGAUCAAACAAAAUGAAACUAGAUUUGGGGGAAGUCCACCAGCCGAACCAAUGAACCGAAGGUCAAAGCACACAGAUGGGCCUGCCUCCUGGUUCUACAGCUCAACCAAACCACGGGCCAGAAUUUCUAUUUUUUUUUUUUUUUUUUUUUUUUCCCCACUCGAGUCCAUCCUGUACUUGUCUUUAUUCUUUUUACUUAAAGUGUAAUCAUGGGAUAUUACCUUCCAUUAUGUGAAUUUUUAUUUUUACACAUACAUGGUGAAGAAAUGUUUGAUUCUGUUUUUAUUUCCUUUCAUUCUUAUCAGGCUUUUUUUUUUUUUUUUUUUUGUAAGAAACAUGUCUAAACUUUAAACACAUUGUGAUUGUGUUUUCGUUUUUGCACAAAACUCAAAAGGUUCACCUGAAAAUGCAGUAAUGUUCUCAUGUUUUUUUUUUUCUUUUCUUCUUCUUCUUUCGCUCCUCACUCGCUUCAAGUCACUUUCAGUUUGGGGAUUCACCGAGCCUGAAUAUAUCAUAUUUAUUCGCAAGAGACGUGUGCUAGUGUUGAGUUUGGCAGGGGCAAGGACACUUUGUUAUCCAUUUUAUUUUUUAAGUAAAUAUGUAAGAGCCAUGUUUCUUUUUUUCCUUCUAAGUCUUGUUGGAGUGCAAUAAUUAGUCCACCUCAGAUAAAGCCCACCAGAACCUGCUGAGCAUCCCACACACACAACACACAACACACACUUGCAUAUACGCAAACGUUGCAGACAGGAAGUAAGAGCUGCUCCAGCUUGUGCUCCUCCGGCUGUCAUUCACUCUACCAAAUGGUCGUGUGGGGGCGCUAAAGGAUUUCCCAAACAAUAAAACGCAGAUUUCAGGUCUCCCACACUGAGGCACAGGAUCUGGUCUGACAGACGGGGUGGAGAAGAAUGAAAAUGGUCAGUUUUUUUUUUUUUUUUUUUUUUACCAUUGUACCCAUUUUUUGAAGACAUCCGCCCCUCCCCAAUUCGUAUUGGUUCUUUAAAGAUAAAUAAAUUGAAAUAAAAAGCA